AUAAGCGAAAAAUUAGAUGAGAGCCUACUUAGACGAAUGAUUAAUAUGUGUAAAAUGUGGAUACCGGAGGGCGAAGCAGUCGGUAUUCAAGACAUGCUCACGUUUUUCAAAGUCCUUGAAGACAAGAAACGUCUUGGAAUUGAUAAUCUAGAGAAGUUGAAAGAAAUAUUGAUACAAUUGAAGAAAAGACCGCUGCUUAAGAAGGUAGAAAACUUUGAAAUCAAACGAAAAGGUAUGUAUUACCGAAAUUUGCAUUUGCAGCCUAAAGCGGAAAUCUGGUCAAGUUAAUCUUGCAUAAACAGUCAGUAGUUGAGGUUUUAUUUCCUCAAAUUUUAAUUUUUGAUCAAGCCAGUUAAAACUGACUUGAUUGAACGUUAGCAAAGAUGGAUUAUUUGUAUAUUGUUACCGUUUUCUUUGAAACGAGCUGGCUCAAUUAGUCUGAGUUUACUUCAGCUCCUAACCCGCCAGAGUCAGAGCGCCGGAACAUAUUGAAAUUCGUUGCUCGUUUGUGAGUUUUGCGUCGGAGAGGUCUGAAUAAACUGGAUCGGAAUAUGUAUAUAUUAUAUAUAUUAAUCAACGUUGUCUUGUGUCAACUUGAGAUUUGACUUGGCAUUUUUAUUACUACUUAGUUUCGUACCGCAAGGCAUGUACGGCACUCCGCUCUAGUCCUUCUAUUGAGCAUUCUGCCGAUAGGCGUGCAUAUGCAUCAACUGGUAUGUUAUAUAUAUUACAUGGGAAUUACGAUUUGGGCUUCCAGAGUGGUCACCAUGUUUGAACGAAGUUGGUACGCGGCUUUCAUUCAAUAGUGGCUCUACAGUUCGUACAAAAUUGUGUAUAUGACCAUCUUCACGCUGUCCGUUCUAUUAAAUUUCAGCUAAGUCAGCUGGUAUCAUUUCUUCCUUGAAGCGAGCUGCAGGAACCUUGAUAGGAGGUAAGUGAGUUCCAACAUUAGUAUCCGUUAGUUGGUGGUUACGUGAGGCUAUGCGCACGAUGUUGGUGACCACCCUUUUGGAAAAAAUGGUUUUAACGCUACAUUUACUGUUACAGUUCCCCUAAACUAGUGUAUAAAAACUUGAUUUUCUGCACGGUUGCACUGUAAUCAAUCUGCAUUACAGAGAGUAUAUAUUUUCUUCAUAAAGCUGUGAUUUAAAGGAAUUAUUUCUUUGUUGACGAAAUGUAGUGUAGUUUUAAGAAGCUAUUUUGCCCUACUAUUUACUAAAAAAUAUAAAGCUUCGAUCUCACUUAACUCUGCAAUAAACCUGUAUUGACCAGAAUAGACAAAGCUUUUCGAGAUGCACAUAUACCAAAGUUUCUCCUGGCUUAAAAUUUGUCGAUGCAUUUUUAUGCUUAUUAAAUGAAAAACAACUUUUUAGCGUUAGAACAUAAUUUUUCAUGCACCAAAUUGUCAAUGCACGAUAGUACACAACCAUGCAUACAGGCUCGACGAUUAUCGUUCUUUUUCAUUUCGUACCUUUGUCCUUGAAGCAUGACUGUUUAAGCACGAUCAUCAUUUAUUUUAGGUGCAAAGAGAGAAGAACGAAAAUACCUUUACGUAGUCGUAAAUUCAACUCGUAAAGUUGAAAAUGCCUCGUUAAUACAAAACUGACUUUCUUACAAGUUUAAAUAUACCAGUUUAUUGUAGUUAUUCUUUCUCAUUUCAACAGUAUAGUAUUUUUCCUCAGAUGAUAUAUCGACGAUUGUUUGAAAUAGUCUUCAUGGAAACAAGGUUAAGGCUCGAUAAAGGCACCAUGAAGGCACGAUCUAUGCACCAUCAAUGGAAUUUAGGCUCGAUACACCUUUAUUGGCUUCAAUAUGCACAAAUCGUGCAAGCACGAUGCACAAUGACAAAGUUACGGCUUUGAUCACCAACACAGCUCAACACCGUGCACUUACCCGUGACGUCACAAAAUACGCUUUUUUGAAGGAUGAUAUGUAUAGUCACGUGCAAAAUCAGCAUGUAGAGGUUCUUAAAAUUGAUUCUAUGUGUAGCACUUACAAUAGGCAAGUUUCGUAUUCCCCGACGGCCCUGCGUGGGACGAGAGACUUCUUAGCAUGAUUGUGAGGCUAAUGCUGGUUAACCUCUCUUGGCGAAAGCACAAACAAACAAAGGUAAAUUUCGGCUAUCAGUAAUAUACCUGCCAACUUUUUCUGAGAUAUAAGCGUGAGAUUUUUAUCCCGGGAGUGCUGGGAUUUUUGAAGACGACGCGAUCAUUUCCGAAGAUCCCCGAAGAAGUCCGAAGUCUUCCGAAGACGUCCGAGGUCUUCCGAAGACGUCCGAAGUCUGCCGAAGUCUGCCAAAGGCGAGCUCGCUCCCAGUGCUUUUCACUUCAAAAAUCAGAGAUCGCGAGGAAGGUAUUGCCAUUUAUUCAUUUUACACAUGGUUUUCGUUCCUUACAUGGGUCUGAGUUAACAUAUUUUUGGAAAUUGUGUCAAGCAGGACGGCAACAACUCACAUUUUUCAAUCAGGCGUGAGAAAUUGGCCCGCAGGCGUGAGCCGGCGUGAGAUCGAAGUUUUCAACCCGCAGGCGUGAGACUCACGCCUAAGGCGUGAGAGUUGGCAGGUAUACAGUAAGAUUUCAAAGCUUAAACUGUACCAAUAAGCUAAAGGGAUAACUGUUUCAAACAACAAACAGAGACUAACAGAGAAAUGAAAACAGCGACGAAGCGAAACGAAGAAGUAAACUUUUGAAGCGUGAAAUUGUUAAAGUUUGUUCAAAUAACAAUAUUCUAUUCCCUUGAAUUUAUUCUAUUUCACUCUUGUGUACAUCUCUAAAAUCGAUUUUAAAUUGCUCAGUACCUCGUCUGUAUAAAAUUCCUCGAUCAACUUCUUGUCGAGUAAAAUGUGUGUACGUUGUUUUCCACAUGUGACUAGACAUUUUGAUUCAAGCCGGUUGAACUUCUUUACAGUGCAAGGAAUGUUUGCAUAAUGUUUGCCCUAUCCUAAAGGAACAGAUAUUUAUCCACGAAAAGUACCUAUGCGGAUUUUUGUUGUUUUCAAAUACACAAGAUUCUGCAUCCGCUUCGAUAGAAUCUUUAGAAAAAUGUCAACUCAAGUGAAAGAAGGUUUCAGUUUAUCCUACAGGCUAUCGAUAAGUACGUCUACUCCAAUGGAAGGUACGGCUUAAAGACGUUUUAACGAUCCGCACUAAAAAUAACAUUAAAAUGGCUUCAGAGACCACACUCACCAACCUUUAUUUUGGUCAAUUUCUGAUUAGGCUCGUUGUCUGUUUCGGUGACAAUGAGCUGAUUUCCCUUUUGCUAUUUGAAACAAUGAUUUCUCAAGCCUGUCAGUAAGUUUUAAUCUCUCCCUUCUCUCAGUGUUAAGGUUCCAAUUGUUUUCCUGCAACUCAGCCGCAGUUUUUUCGUGCUUGUUUGUCUUGUUGGUAAGAAGUGACCCGCAUUAUAUAGCCUCGCUUCCGCGCGAAAACAACUACUCUUCCUCAACUCCUCCUCGGUCGCCCGGGAGUACGAAACGUGUCUAUUUGGUUUCGUCAAUAAGUGACUGAUUCUGACAGGUCGAAUUGUUAAAUUUAAAGCUAGUAUUGGAAAAUGAGGCAUAAGGCAAGUUGUUCUCAUCUCCUGAUUCACAGUCUGACUCCAUAUAAUUUGUCAGGUUGAAUGGAAUUGUUGGUUGUUUUCUAUUAGGUGCUCCCUUCGCCAAUUUUUUACCAGGAGGUUCUUGAUCCGCAGUUUCGUUUAAGCGGGUAUUUACUGUACGCCGUGUUUUAACUUUGUAGAUCUGUGUACCAUAUAAGGGCGUGAUAUUGAUCAAAUGAACGCAAUGCAAAGUAUCUAGCUCCUGAAAAAAAUACAACUAACCCUCAUUCUUUAUUAUUAUAAACUCCCUCCCCCAGUAACCGCCCGAGGCUGUAACGAGCCUCUCCCUGUAUUAGGAAACGUAGAAUGUUGCAGAUUGUUUAUCUGAGGCUCCUCAUAUUUUCACAGCGGUUAGGAUGGUGUGUAAUUUCCGCACACUUGCUGGUGGUAUUGUAUUGGUUGGCAGUGGCCUGGUUCUGCGAAGUUGCUCCAGUUUUGAAGAAUACAGUGACGCCUUCAACAAGGUUGUUUUGCCUGCUUUUACCAAGCUUGUUGAGUUGAGUGAAAGCUCUCUCUGCUUUACAGUGCUAGCCGAAACACCGUCAGCUUUAAAAGCGUUAUGGAACAUUUACAACAACGAAAAAUUGAAGAAUCGUCUUCAAAGAUUCCUUGUAACCGAAGAAAUCAAACAACUGGUAAAGGGAGAAGAAAUGGAGGUGACCGUUUACAUCGAUGAAAAGGAAUAUAGCGCAGCUUAUCUUGAUCUCAUGUUCCAACAAAAUCACGGUUAGUCAGAAUAACUUUUCUUGUAUGUGGACCAGUGAACGCACUGGGGGACUGGGACUGGAGUUGCGGGCCUCUUUAUUAAUUGUUUCUUUAGGUUAUAAUGGUUUUAAAUAUGGCAGUUGCCUAAAACCAGUCUAGUACCUAUCCAGGGAAGGCAUCUUAUGAACUCAGGGUUGUGCAGGGACUUAUGACUUUGCAAUAUAGCACUUGAAUCUACCAGGAGAAAUGUUAGUUUCUAGAAUUGAAGAUUGUUGCCCCAAGUACAAAUUUUAGAGCGUCAAAAGAAAAUGUUGCUGUUCAAUUGUUUCUAAUAUCAGUUUUUCUUUUCAUUCUACAUGAAUUAAUUUAUAUGUGGUUUUAUUUGUCUGUUUUUUUAUUAUUAUUUUAGUUUUAAUAUGUAAAGGGUAAAUAAUAGAAGUUACAGAGACUAUAACAAUAUAAGGCACUAGUCAUUUUUUUCAUCGAUCCAUUGAAAUGGAAAUAUUUUUAACUGCUUUGGUAUAAAUUUGUUAAGGAUGUCGCAUAUCUUAAAAGAAGCGUGAGUGGCUUAUCGAUCCUACUUUGUUUACAAAUAUGCUUGAACGUCCUAUCUUACUUAAUCUUAAAGUGAAAUAGAGCUCAGUCACCUACGCAGCCAUUAUCUUGGUUGGUCAAAAAUAGCUCCUGCCCAAAAUAUAUCAGCUGCUGCGUAGAAGAUUGGAAGAAAGGGUCUUUGAGGACAAUAGGAUAACCUAAGUUCAAACAAAACAUUUUCCCGUAGUCAAAUAUUUCAUGUAAGGUAUACUAUCGGUUUCGUUCUUUCUUAUCCUUUUCGACAGCUGCUGAUAACAUCAGCCAGGAAGGUAGCAGACAUCGAAGGAACUCAGAUUCAUUUCUUUCUCUCAGCCCAAAGGAGGAUGAAGUGACUUUGAUGAAACUGAACCAGGCGGAAAAUAAAUGGAAUUUCAAGAUGCAAAUUCUUGAAAUUGAGAUUGACAAACUAAAAACGGAGCUCGCGAUAUGUGGGAAAGAUGGUAGGAGUAUAAACAAGUGUCACCGGACUUAUAAACUAAUAACGUAGAUAAAAGAUUCUCUCAAGUUCAGCAAACCUCCUGUCUGACUAAGUGUUUGUGUUGUUAUAAGUCAGGACAAAAUUUCCUAUAACAUUGUCCGUAUAGCUGAGUACAUGAUCACUAUUACAUUGAUAAAAACGUGUUACAUGUUUGAGACUACGAUGAAAUCUAUGUAGGUACUUAAAGAGGCAUUUAACUGCAGCAGGCAUACCGUCAUAGUUUAAAUUUCUGUGCAACUCCUUAGCCUUAGUACUGUUUCCUGUUAGGCUUAGUCAAAGGUGAUUACAUCAAAUCAAGUCUAUUAUAACAUACUACAUGACAUAGUAAGUGACGGGUAUGCUCGUCGUCUCGUUUAGCGGUGUAAAAUGCAGAUUUUGGUCUCACUUGGGGUGUUUGGGACAGAAAGUCACUAUAUUUGCCCAUUCAGGUAUCGCUUAGGGCUGUGCAUAAAGAAGUUUACAGAAAAAAUGCCGUGAUGUCAUCGAGUUUAGUAUGGUCUAAGUAGGGGCCAGUUUAAGCUUGAGCCACACCCACAAUGGUCUCCCUUAGGGGUUUAAUUAUAAUUUACCGACGAGUAUACCCAUCCACACCCCCCCCCCGAGUAAACCCUCACCUAUUCCUCUUUGAAAUGUCAAGGCGUGAAAAGUCACAACCGCGCUGAAACCAAAGCUACCGUAGUAAGGCCAACGUACUUUUAUAUGUAGAUGAGCUACAUGUCCCGUUUUUGCUGUUAAAUUGGGUAUAUGUCGAUGUGGCCAUUGAGCACGGUUGACGUGACCUCACAACUGAGUUACCUGCAAAUACACAGGAAUACAGCCGCCUCAGCCAUGAACUCAUAGCAGUGAGUUACAGGCUACCCUAGGAACGUACAUCCUCAAAGACCUGAGCUCUACCACUGAAGAUCACAUCCACCAGUGGCAUCCAUUACCUACAAGUCAGUUCUUGAAUGAUAGAGACAGAGAUAAAAUAAGACAAAUCUAUUUUAUACUAACUCAAGCAGUAUUUAACUUCUCGUCUUUCCAAUUUCAGCUCAACCUGUUGUUGUCUUGUCUUCCGCAAAAUAUGCUGGAGAGAGACUUACAGGAAGUAAGCUUAAUAAUAUACUAGUAAUAGUUGACUCUACAGCUGCCCCCGUUCUGUAUAUUGUCGGUCAAUAGUAUUCUUGCUCGUUCUGUAGCUCUUUGAAAUAUACCGAUUCAUAAUGAAGAUUUUCACACAUAUUCCAUACAAUAGGUGAGAUAAAUACAGGAAACGCAAGGUUCCAUGCACACUUUCAGCUCCAUUUACAAAGCUUUGAUCAAAACAUCCUCAAUUUCGAGAAUAGUUUAUCCAGCUGUUUAUUCUAUAAGAAAAGAUUUAACUAGAAGUUGAAUUCUUCGCUAUUUCUCUUUCACUUUUUACAUUCAGUUUAUUUUAUUUGCCGGAAAGUAAGCCUUAGAAAUUAAAAGGACGUUUGGUCGAUUCACGCUCGCGCAUUCUAGUCCGGGGGGGCACUUGGGUUUUUUUUGGGGGGGUAUGUGCCGCCCGGGACUCCAAAUUGGCACCCCGUUCUAGAAAAAAUUUCCCCUAAAAUUGAUACCCGUUCUAGAAUUCGCCCUAAAACUGAUACCCCGUUCUAGAAAUGGGCCAAUUUUUUGUACUCCGUUCUAGGGUGCAACAACAGUACAACGAUUUGCUUGUUAACGCAUUGAACCGUAUUUUUAAAAGCAAUCUGUCCUUGAAUACUUUCAAAUGGCUGCUUACAAAAGUGGAGAUUUCGUGUGUUCGAAAUAUUAUACCCCGUUCUAGAAAACGCCUCUGAAAUGGAUACCCCGUUCUAAACCAGGAGCUUCAAAAUCACGAUCCCUUUGGGCGGCACAUACCCUUAUAGGUAAUGUAUGGGAGUAACCCCCCCGAUUCUAGUCUUGUUUGAAACUUUAUAACGGAAGGACAUCUGUGAGCAGCAAAUAAGUCAGCACAGAAUUUGAUUGUCGGCAAAUUUCUGUAAUCGUUCAUCGUUCUGCCAGUGAUAAGCUAGCCGUUGUUCACUCGUCUUGCUUGUUUGGGGCUGAGUCUGACUCCGGUCAAAGAGAGAGAAAGAGUGUCGUGCAAGGUUUCCAAUAUAAAUCAGGCAAAGAUUUGUGAACUCGUGUCUGGUAAACUCUCCAAGUGUACACAGUUAAACGUACCUUAUAACCUUAUCUGCGCUUAACGAGUGUCUUUUGGUCCACAACUUUCAAAACAACUGUUCCACAGAAUGUAUCGAAGUAUGACUGCACAAUAAAUGUCACAAAAUCUACCUGAGCGGUCCCUUCGGGAUUUUCUGUCUUUACGUCAUCCUAACCAUUUCGUACUUGCGGGUGCAAACAAUAGAAACGUCAUCAUUACCUACUGAUUCCUCGCGUUCCCUGUUCAAGCAAAUCGAGAUUUUAUCUAUAUUGACUGUAUGACUGUAUAUUUCAACUGUAAGUACUUUCCUUAAUAUACGCGCGAGUUACUAGAGUGCCUCCUCGGGAUUUCGCCUUCUGGGCGAAAUCCCUGCGGGGGCAAUAAUUGAGCUAUGGAGCAUUUCGCAUCUCUGCAGCCACAGUCGUCGUGUAUAUACUGAGAUAUCUUACUUUUUUCCUCGUCUUCUUUUUUUCCGGUGAUAAUUCAUCCUUUGCAGUAAAAGGUAAAUGAAAAAAAAGACCAAAAAUGUCUCAGACGUUAAGUUACCGCGGGGAAGGUUUCUAACAGAAUAAUCUGCUAAGAAAGCGAACUAAUCAAAGAGGAAGGAGAGGGAGGAGAAGAGUAAGGGGUUAAAAGAUAGUAAAUAAUGGUAAUAGGACUGAGUGGAGUCCAUUCGCUCUGUAAUCAAGAGUGAUUAACCGACAACACGAAGUUCUGUUACCAAUUAAUCACAACUAUAACAAACUUUGCGAUAGUUUAUGCUUUUUCAAAAUAAAAAAAAAAGAAAUUUCGAGAGCUUUUUUUUAAGAAAAAAAGUUUUAAAACAGCCAUUCAAGUGCGCGCGUGCGAUUAAGCGUACUGUCCAAUUAAUACUGAAAUCAGGACAGUUGAUAGCCAAUCAAAUUUUGUCAUGGUUUUGAUUAAUGAAAGUAUUGAUCAAAUUUCCCGAUAAUUAGAUGAAUGUACCCAAUGUUUCAGUCAUAACAUUAGUUUACUGAUAAUCUUUACAGCCGUUUCUCCUUACUGCACUUUCCGUAAUGUUGCUGGUGCUACAGUAAUCGUCACCACCUGGAUGAUCCUGCGCAGGAGUACCAACCUUGAAGAAUUCGUAACCUGUUUCACUGAAGCCGUCCUUCCUGCUGCCAACAGCUUGCGAGCAAUCAGUGAAGACGCAAUACGCUUCGCAAUUCAGGCAGAAAACAGCUCAGCUCUUGAGGCCCUGUGGAAACAGUACCAGGAUGGCACUCUGCGAGACAAGCUUCAAGAAUUCCUGGUGACUGAUGAAAUCAAACAACUCGCAGGUGGAGAGGAAGUAACACUGGAAGUUCAUAUUGACGAACAAGACUAUCACAAUGCCUAUUUUGAUCUAAUGACAACCGAAACACGAGGUAAUUCAAGCUGACUAGUAGAUUUAGUUGCAAAAUGUGUCUAAAAGAGUGUCUCAAAGAUCUUCAUACGUCAGAGUGGGGCGUAAUAAGAAAAGCCCGGACAGGACACACCCUACCGUAAAGAAAACUGAAAAAGAAAAGAAAAAUAUAUUUAAAUGAAGAAUGACUUAAUCGCAAUCAACUCUAGCUACUCUAGCUCUCAUUUGGCUUUCUGGUUUUGUUACUCUGCUCUAGGUGACAGAUAAAAUUAAGGCUUUGCACAGGUUAGUCUCCUUCGGGAUUAAGUUUGAAUUUUUUGACUAGCAUCCCCUUUCCCUUCACAUAGACGCGACACUGUCCCAGGGAGAAACGCUGAAGAUACCUUUAUCUCAUGAUCAGUAGUAUUUUCAAGCCCAAUGAUCCACUAUCCUUUUUGUUCAUUUUUAUCUUUUUCAUGUAAACAGCCUUAAAAGUCAAGGAAAAUGUCCCUGAUAAACAAAGAAGUCGUCGAAAUUCUGAUUCAGUUGUAUAUACUACAGCAAGGGAAAACGAUGUGCCAGCCGUCCUCCCGCAGACAAAGGAAACAAGGCUUAAGUUUCAUCAGGUUAAGGUAAAACAGCUAGAAGAGAAAUUGUGGAAACUGAAGGAAAAGUUGGAGGAGACCAACAAACUAGCCAUGGAAACUAACCAGACUGUUGCGAAGAUUUCUGGUUUUGCUAGUCUGGACAAAGGUACUCUAAAACAAAAAAUGGAAAUGGAACCUAUUAGACACAUGGCUCGAGAGUUUGACGGUGAGUGGAACACUUGAAUUAUAGCACUAUACAGUGAAACCUGUAUUAAGCGGACACCCUCGGGGAAUGCUGUAGUGUCCGCUUAAUACAGGGUGUCCGCCUAAUACAGGUUUCGAUAGAUAAUGUUAUAUGAGGUGUCAAAUGCUAUUCAAAUGAACAGUGGAAACGGUUAGAAUACUCCCGGAAACUAUGACGAUCCGGGAUGACGAUAUACCUUUGCUUUAAUUUCUUGGACCAACUGAUCAUAGUUCCUUAAACACAGAUAGCAACUCAAAUUUGAAGAAAUCAGAUGAGUGAAACAAACUCUAAACAAACAAAACGAAAUAGAAAACAAUACUGUACUGUACCGGAUUCAACAAUGUGUGACUCAAAUUAAACGCCUUUUGUCCAGUCACCUUUUCUAAUGUAAAAAUCGGUAAAUUUGUGUGUGGCAAUCUUUCGCAUUUCCGGUGUCUGGCAUGUUGGGUGGUGGACUUUUUAAUUACAAGUGUCCGUUUAGUACAGGUUGGCAACAAUAGAAAUGCCCAUUUCAGGUAUUUUUUAGUUGUCCGCGUCCGCCUAAUAGAGGUGUCCGCGUAAUAAAGGUUUCAUUUAAAGUAAAUAAGGGAAAUAAAUUUGGGGACUUCUGCUACUGUCCACUUAAUAGAGGGUGUCCGCUUAAUACAGGUUUCACUAUAUCUACAAUUGUAUUUACCCGCAGAAUAAGAAAUUUCUUUUUUCCUUUUGUUUUUCUUUUCUUCUUUCUUUUCUUUUCAUCGAUAUAGAAAUAAAUUUCACUUAAGUAAACUUGAGUUUGUUGUUGCUUUUUCUGUGUAACCUGGGCUCAAUAUAUAGGAAGGUUACCACCUCAUGGACUCAAGGGAUCCGAGUAAUCAAUAUUGCGUGAGAAAACUGCAUGGAUCUAGCCCGGUUCAGACGCCGGACUUUUCAUGUGCCAAACCUAUACAUUGAAUUAAAUAAGUGCAUGAAAAGUUCGGCGUCUGAAUCAAUUAUAGGAACGCCUGUUUCAAUUUGGAACUGCUCAGCCGUUUUUUUCGCCUAUCCAGGCCGGGAGUUUCGCCUUUGGAGCGACUUUGAUUCAGACGCCGAACUUUUCAUGUACCGAACCUAAUGCAAAAUUAUUAUAAUGUAUUUUGUAAGCAGUUUGACCGAAUUUUCGCCUUUUGAACUUAAUUCAGCUGCAAUUAAGAUCGGCGUCUGAAUCAGUUCAGCCAGUCUAAAUAAUUUGGGUCGGCCUCAAUUCGAAUUAAGUUCCGCUCAUGAAAAGUUCGGCGUCUGAACCGGGCCAAAUUUUUACUCUCAGACAGUCCACUGAUUGCGCGUGAAUAGUGUUUGAAAUUAUUCAUUGAGAUGAGCGUAUUUAAAUGUCAUGAAAUGUUGGCGCUCACCACGCAAAGUGAAGUCCUCGAGUUUUCUGAGCGCACGCCAGAUUAAUUGCCCAGAAAGAAAGCUUUCAAAGCACUUUCCCACCAAAAACCCAUCCCAAUACGAGGGUCGUGAAGGGGGGUACCAAAUCCCAGUUCCCAGCCUAAAUUUGGCCCAAAUCCCAGUUCCCAGGCUAAUUUUUGCCAAAAUCCCAGUUACCAGUUUACAGUUUAAAUCCAACAAAAGUUUAGAGUUUUCGGUGUGUAUAACGGCGUUAUUUGCAUUGACGUACUUGAUUUCUAGUACCAUUUUGCGAGAAACCUUUUCCGAAGCCAUUUUUAUCUUCCCUUCACAAUAUCUUCAUAUGCAAACUUGCAGAACUUGUCCGCUGACCAGGAAAACUGACAGAACGUAACUAUGCAACCGUGUAAGCCUGGUAGCUAGACCGCGGGCGCGAAGGCGAAAAAUACUGAUUUCAUGGUCUCUACUGAGGAGUGCAAGGUCUAUUGCUACGAAAUUUUAUUUUUCUAUUUCAAGAUAUUGGAGCAAAGACCACUUAAGAAAAAAAAUCCCAUUCCCAUUUUAUAAUUGUUCAUCCCAUUCCCAGUGGCUAAAUCCCAGUCCCAGCGAGUAAAUCCCAUUUUCCCAGUCCACAAUAAGGCUAAUCCCAGUUGUCAUUUUACCCCUUCACGACCCUCCAAUACCCACGAGGAGGGGAAGAGAUGAGAGACUUAUCUGGCCUUUGAGCUAGGAUUUCGCGCUUUUAUGUGCGCUGUUCUUUGAUGCGGGAGCGGAGAUUUGGGAAUCGAGGUAGCACACGGUAACCAGCCUUGAUUCGCAUCAUGUUGGAAAACAACACUGAACACUAACGAACCUCAAAACCGUAAAAAACUUUAUGGCCAUCAAUUUAGCCCAGUUUUCACAGGAAAAGCGACAACAAACCCAAGUUCACUUUUACGUGAGUUUAAUUUAUUUCUAUAUUUAUGCCUUUUCUACGCUCUCAACCAAAAUAGACUGAAUUUAUUCUCAAAAAAGUUUAUAAAUCCUUCAUUUCUUAUGCCCUUUUUCUUUAAUAGAAAUACUAUGACAAGUCCGAUGUCGUCGCAUAAUGAAUGUAACACUUAUCAGGGGCACACAACGAGAAUAUAGUUCAAAAUCACUUAAACAUAGCAUUGUUAAACGUAUUUUAGUACGGUAAAUAUAGGCAUAUUUUUAAUCACCUAAAAGGUUUUCAACUGUUCGGAUUUCCUAGCUAAGAAACUAGUGAUCCGAAAAUUAUAGGGAUCAAAACUUACCUUUUCGAAAAUUUCAGCCAGAAAAAAGGUUACAGAAAAUUCUAGGUGACCUUUUAAGGAUAAAAAUCCGUUAAAAAUGGUCAAUUAUAGCAUCUUUUAGAUGCUCGGAAAUCCUAAGAGAGGCAGGCAAGCAAAAAAUUAUGUAAAAAAUGUUCCGAAAAUUCUAGAUCUCAAAUCGUCUUCCGAACAGAUAUCUUCCGAAAAUUGACGUUGGCUGCCCCUGACUUAUUAUAGGAAGUUUCGUUUUAGCUAAUAGCUCUUGGUCUACUAAAUAUCUUUCACUAAUGUUUAUCUUUGUCUCUUUUCCUUUUUACAUUCAUUUAUUUACUUCACGAGAAAUACAUAACUCGCAUUAACCCUCACGAAACUGGGCUCUUCUUUAUAGCGCUCUCUCUGCUCGCCGCGUGGGGUAGAGUUAGAAACUGGAUGGGUCUGGGUUAGGGUAAAGUGAAGGCUCAUAAUUUAUUAUUUCUUUUCUUUUUCGAUUCUUUUUCCUUGUUGUCUUUUUUUUUAUUUUUAAAUGUGUAUUGAAAAUCAUAUUAAGCAUUAUUUCGGCCGCCAUUUUAUUAAUUCAAACACGGUGGGUUCGCGAGCGGGCCGAUUACGGCCGAAGUUACAGGGCGCAAACUUUGAUCCAUUGGCGGGAAAGCGCCAAAAUUAAGCUACAUGUGUGCUUUCCGCGAGGUAAAAUGAAUUCCUCGCAGGGCAAGGCGAUGUUGUCCCAGUGAUCCGUGGUUUGUUGCUGUCUUCUUCCCCUUCCUUGCUAUCGCUGAAUUUUAAAUCGCCAUUCUCGCUCCAGCGGAGUUUCGGUGGUGAAUUGUUCAGGGCGAGGAUUUCCAGCAAUAACUUGUUGGCACACUCAAGCACACUCAAUACAAGUAAAAACUCUUGUGUUAAUCCCUUGCUCUUUAUUUUCCAGAGGAUAGAGCAUUUGAAGUCAAACGGUGGGAGAAAAGUACAUUUAUGUGGAAAAUAGAAAGAUUUUUUUAUGAUCAGCCACAGAUGUUCCUUGAGCCAUCGGGAAUAUCUGACAGCGGUGCUUUCAGUCAAAGUACGUUUUCUGAACUGCAGAGCGAAGAAGAUAAAGGUAAUUACCGAUUUGUUGUUGUUGUUGUUGUUGUUGUUGUUGUUGUUGUUGUUGCUGUUGUUGUUGUUGCUAGUUUAAACUACACAUACUCAUGUAUAUCGCCGUGGCGGAGUUGUAUGACACUCUGAUGAUUAGCCUGCGCAGCAAGCGUUUCCGCGAGGUUUAGGAGCAAAGAACGAGCAACGAGAGUCAAAGACCGCUGUUUCAUUUCUCGCGCGGCCAAAACCGCUCUUUCUUUGCUCCGAAACCAAAUGGAAACGCUUGCUACGCAGGCUAUCUGAUGAUAAUACGUGCAGCAUGUCUUUAUGCCGGAACUGAGAAGCCAGGCAAAUGAAAUAUUAAUUAAGUUUGAGCUUUUCUAACAAUCCUGUCAACAACACUACGAGAUUAAUUAAUCAAAUUCAGCUAACUAGAAUUAAGCUUAGUGACAGUUUCUGAUUCGGUCUGAAGAAGCAAAAUAAAUUACCUUAGUUUGGUUCAUGUUUCAUAGUUUUUAAGGACUGAAGACUGGUUUCAGUUCGGGUCCGAGUCUAGCCUGAGAAAACAGCCGACAUUUCACGACACCACCACUGGUUUCGCCGCGAAAAGACAUCUGAGAAACAAGUGCAGAAAUUCCAUACUGAUGACGUGUCACCAUCCAAUACUGGGUAGUGCUUCUGAUUGGUCGUACCGCUUGGGAUUUGGGAAGUUUGCUUCAACCAAUCAGGAACACUACCCAGAUCUAAGUAGUGGCGGGUCAUCAGUAUGCCUGUGGUGGCGUCGCGAAGUGUCGGCUGUUUUCACAGCGGGCUAUACCGAGGCCGGUAGUUCAGGCCGUUGAGUGCACUGACUAGUUUGCAAGAGAACUCGGUGUUUGUUUUCCUGCAACGACCGGCGGUCUUAUAAAUUCUUGAUAAGUGAAAUUCUUGUAUUCUCUACCCGGAUUCUCUGGAGAAGCCAAAACUGAUUUAUAUACCUCAUCAUCUCAUGAGAUGAUUUCGAAACCCAUAAGGCUGACGGCUUCCGGCUUUAGUUUGUCGGUAACCCUCGUUUCAUGACACAGCCAAAAAGAAUCGAAAACUUUCAACGCAAAUACUUUCCGCGAGUCAAAAACAACUACAGCCAUUUUCAAGUCGAAAGCACGUGUAUAAUAUAGAAAACUUUGAAUAUAAAUUUGUUCUUAUGACCGACUGGCAUACUUCAAACAGUCAAAGUAAUCCUUUUUGCAACCUCUCCAGUAUAUUGUGUAUCUUUCUCACAACAGCGACAAUUUUAUACUUUACUGCCACUUCCAUGAGGUAAAUCUUUGUUUGCCUCCAGAUUUGGGGGGUUCAGGUGACCAGCCCCCAGCCAGGAUUCUUUCAAGCAAGGGAGAGAACCCUGAAAACGAUGUUGCCGUUAUCCUCGUCGGGAGGUUGUCAGGAGGAAUCGGGAGGAAGCUCCCGGCCAGCGAAAUCCAACAUGGCGUCGCCCCUUGACUAACCAUUCUGUGAGAGAAAUAAAAGCCACUAUAUUUUUUGUUUCUAUCAUCUAAAACGGCACACAAAUGAUUGGAAGGGACGUAUUUAACUUACACAGUCGAUAAAAUGAUCUUCAAAGACCAAGGAAGAUUUUGUCGCGUAGUUCAGUUUGGGACUUUUUCCCGCCAAAAGGGUCUUUUUGUUCCAUUUUUUGACAGGCUAAGGACUGGCUGUAGCAUUCGGUUUCAAGGCUCCUCCGCUCAAUAGCAUAGCGCUAGGGUGAUCUGGGGACGUGGCUGAUUUUGGCCUGGAUUGGGUAUAGUGAGUUAAGAGCUUCUUCCCGGGUCCCAGGUGCAGAAUAGGAAAGUGCCUCUAUUCCGCAAAGCGCCCGAAAGCAUUUAUCUCCUGACAGAUCCCCCAACAUUUUUUUAGCUUUGCCGUAAUUUUGGCUACGUAGAUUACUCUGAAAUAUUACAUUCCAUCACCUUAAGACUUCACUGAGUUGAACUUGAAAAAGCUAUUAUUUAUCCCAAGAAAAGCCAGACUUACAGGAACCGUAUAACUAUCGGAACAAUUAUGCAAGCCGGCGGUUUUAUUGUUUUCAGUUCUCGUGCUAAACUUUUUUAUUAAUUUUUAGUUCAUGCAUGGGUUAUAUGUAACGCUGAAACAACUAACAAUGUCUUUAGAUAUUUUAAGCAAUUUAUAUUCUUAUUUACUUAUUUUUGCCGGAUCCAUGGUGGUCAGGACGAUCCGUGCCUCCACCCCAACUCUUAAUGGAGUCAUCACGUAAUAUACUUUUCUAUUUUACGGAUUGACUCAGUGCUUUAAAAAUGAAAAUGCUACCUCUUAAUCAUCAAAUACCACUUGUAUAAUCAAAUUUGCCUUUAACAAACUUUGCCAGGCCGGUGAAACAUGUGAACGGUGAAUGAAGUCAGAAGUUUGGACCCCCGUAUAAAAAAAGUCCUAGAUCGGCCCCUACUAAUUGAGACGGUUACUUAUUUACACAGAAAGUGACAAGCCUGUUGGAAGCGAAAUGAGAGAUGAAGGAUUGGAAGGGGAGGUGAAAAGUCGGAGACGAAAAGAGGAACAAGCCGCUAAAGCUGAAAAGCUUGGAAUUCAGCUCAAGUUUAACAGUGGUGACUAUCUCCAGGCUAUUGAAUGUCUCCAAAAGGCUUUAACGAUUAGACAAGAAAUAAGGGACAGAAAAGGAGAGGUUUCGGCUCGUGUAAACCUUGGAUAUGUGUAUUCUCUUUCUGGUGACUACGUUAUAGCCAGAAAGUACAUUGAUAGUGCACUUGAAAUAACAAAAGAAAUUGGGGACAAACAAGGAGAAGCUAAGGCCUACGAAAAGCUAGGAAUAUUGCAUGAUUUUCUUGGUGACUAUCAGAGGGCUGUGGAGUAUCACAAAAGAGCACUUAGACUUAGCCAAGAAACUGGGAACAAACAAGGGGAAGCUGCAGCUAAUGGAAACUUAGGAAAUGCGUACAAUUCUCUUUGUGACUAUCAAAAGGCUGUGGAGUAUCACGAGAGAGCACUUAGACUUAACCAAGAAACUGGGAACAAACAAGGGAAAGCUGCAGCUUAUGUAAACUUAGGAAAUGCGUACCAGUUUCUUGGUGACUAUCAAAGGGCUGUGGGCUAUCAUGAGAGAGGACUUAAACUUAACCGAGAAACUGGGAACAAGCAAUGGGAAGCUGUAUCUUAUAGAAACUUAGGAACUGUGUACCAUUUUCUUGGUGACUAUCAAAAGGCUGUGGAGUAUCACGAGAGAGCACUUAGACUUAACCAAGAAACUGGGAACAAACAAGGGGAAGCUGCAGCUUAUGUAAACUUAGGAAAUGCGUACCAUUCUCUUUGUGACUAUCAAAAGGCUGUGGAGUAUCACGAGAGAGCACUUAGACUUAACCAAGAAACUGGGAAAAAACAAGGGGAAGCUGCAGCUUAUGGAAACUUAGGAAAUGCGUACCAUUCUCUUUGUGACUAUCAAAAGGCUGUGGAGUAUCACGAGAGAGCACUUAGACUUAACCAAGAAACUGGGAACAAACAAGGGGAAGCUGCAGCUUAUGUAAACUUAGGAAAUGCGUACUAUUUUCUUGGUGACUAUCAAAGGGCUGUGGGCUAUCAUGAGAGAGGACUUAAACUUAACCGAGAAACUGGGAACAAACAAUGGGAAGCUGUAUCUUAUAGAAACUUAGGAACUGCGUACCAUUCUCUUGGUGACUAUCAAAAGGCUGUGGAGUGUCACGAGAGAGCACUUAGACUUAACCAAGAAACUGGGAACAAACAAGAGGAAGCUGCAGCUUAUGAAAACUUAGGAACUGCGUACAAUUCUCUUGGUGACUAUCAAAGGGCUGUGGGCUUUCAUGAGAGAGGACUUAAACUUGCCCAAGAAACUGGGAACAAACAAUGGGAAGCUGUAUCUUAUAGAAACUUAGGAACUGCGUACCAUUCUCUUGGUGACUAUCAAAAGACUGUGGAGUGUCACGAGAGAGCACUUAGACUUAACCAAGAAACUGGGAACAAACAAGAGGAAGCUCAAGCUUAUGAAAACUUAGGAACUGCGUACAAUUCUCUUGGUGACUAUCAAAGGGCUGUGGGCUUUCAUGAGAGAGGACUUAAACUUGCCCAAGAAACUGGGAACAAACAAUGGGAAGCUGUAUCUUAUAGAAACUUAGGAACUGUGUACCAUUCUCUUGGUGACUAUAAAAGGGCUGUGGAGUAUCAUGAGAGAGCACUUAGACUUAACCAAGAAACUGGGAACAAACAAGGGGAAGCUGCAGCUUAUGUAAACUUAGGAAAUGCGUACCAUUUUCUUGGUGACGAUCAAAGGGUUGUGGAGUAUCACGAGAGAGCACUUAGACUUAACCAAGAAACUGGGAACAAACAAGGGGAAGCUGCAGCUUAUGGAAACUUAGGAACUGCGUACCAUUUUCUUGGUGACUAUCAAAGGGCUGUGGAGUAUCAUGAGAGAGGACUUAAACUUAACCAAGAAACUAGGAACAAAAAAGGGGAAGCUGUAUCUUAUAGAAACUUAGGAACUGCGUACCAUUCUCUUGGUGACUAUAAAAGGGCUGUGGAGUAUCAUGAGAGAGCACUUAGACUUAACCAAGAAACUGGGAACAAACAAGGGGAAGCUGCAGCUUAUGUAAACUUAGGAACUGCGUACCAUUUUCUUGGUGACUAUCAAAGGGUUGUGGAGUAUCACGAGAGAGCACUUAGACUUAACCAAGAAACUGGGAACAAACAAGGGGACGCUGCAGCUUAUGGAAACUUAGGAAUUGCGUACCAUUUUCUUGGUGACUAUCAAAGGGCUGUGGAGUAUCAUGAGAGAGGACUGAAACUUAACCAAGAAACUGGGAACAAACAAUACGAAGCUGUAUCUUAUAGAAACUUAGGAAAUGAGUACCAUUCUUUUGGUGACUAUCAAAGGGCUGUGGAGUAUCAUGAGAGAGCACUUAAACUUAACCAAGAAACUGGGAACAAACAAGGGGAAGCUGCAGCUUAUGUAAACUUAGGAAAAGCGUACCAGUUUCUUGGUGACUAUCAAAGGGCUGUGGAGUAUCUUGAGAGAGCACUUAGACUUAACCAAGAAACUGAGAACAAACGAAGGGAAGCUUUAGUUUAUGGAGAAUUAGGACUUACGUACCAUGCCCUUGGUCACUAUCAAAGGGCUGUUGAGUAUCAUGAGAGAGCACUUAAAUUUGGAAAAGAAACUGGGAACAAACGCGUAAAAGCUCUAGCCUAUGAAAACCUAGGAACAUCGUACAUAAAGCUAGGUGACUAUCAAAGGGCUGAGGACUAUCUAGAGAGGGCGCGUAAAAUUCGGAAAGAAACGGAGACAUAA
Molecule: messenger RNA, 18711 nt
Organism: Porites lobata
Lineage: Eukaryota; Metazoa; Cnidaria; Anthozoa; Scleractinia; Poritidae
Source: the annotation of a GenBank genome assembly